AGAAUGGGAGGAGAAAGAGGAGGGGAAAGAGAGCAUGAAAGCGAGGUAUCUUGAUCCGUAGUGCACAUCUCCACAAACCCUGUCCUGCUGUCUACCAUCACAGCCAGAGAUGAUGUCAUCGGAGAUCUUUGUUCCUGGUUGGCUGCAGCAUCUGUUCGUCGUUCUGCUCAGGUUUACGCUGUCCUGCGCGGCCCCAAUGAACCUGACCAACGGGACCGAGUGCAGCGCUCGAGGACCCGCCCCUUACAUCCUGGUGUUCACCGGCCACUGGAGUCCACAGACCUUCCCCAAACAGUAUCCCCUGUUCCGACCACCUGCUCAGUGGUCCAAGCUCAUGGCCGUGACCCAUAAUGAGCAGUUCCGGCUGUGGCAGGAGGGGGCGCCGGCGAGCGAUGGCUUGAAGAGCUUUGCUGAGCAGGGGCUCACAGUGGAUCUGGUGAAGGAUGCGAAGGAGGCGAGGAAGGGGCGAGCGGUGGGGUCCAUGUACCGCACAGCUGGGAUUCCCUCUGGCAUCGGCCACAGCUCCACUGAGAUACUUCUGACGCCCAGGAGUCCGCUGCUGUCUCUGAUAGUGAAAGUGAUCCCCAGUCCAGACUGGUUUGUGGGGAUUGACAGCCUGAACCUGUGUGAGGGUGGGCAGUGGAAACAGGAAGUGACCUUUGACUUGCACCCAUUUGAUGCCGGCACAGACAGUGGCUUCACUUUCUCUUCACCGAACUUUCCUACAACACCUCCUGAAAAUAUCACCAUGAUUACCUCUCAGAAGCCAAACCACCCAGCAAAUUCCUUCUAUUACCCUCGGCUAGCAGAUCUCCCUCCUCUGGCCACCAUAUGGUUGAAGCGUCAGAGCCGCUCACCUGUCCGUCAACAGAACCGGGUGUCCAAUCACAUCCUGCCUGAAGCAACCAAACCUCACAGAUUCUCAGAAACGCCGCUGGACUGCGAGGUGUCGAUGUGGUCGUCCUGGGGCCUGUGUCUGGGGCCGUGCUCUCGGGGCGGACUUCGCCAUCGCACCCGAUAUAUCCUGCUGAAACCCGCCAACAGUGGCACGCCGUGUCCCGAGCUGGAGGAACAAGAGGAGUGCACGCCGCACAACUGCCUCGCGUAUCAGUGAUGCCGGUCACACCGCUGGCAUAGACACUUCGACGCUGUCCAAACGGAGAGCCGAGUUUAACCUCAUGCCAAUGCCUAGUCACGGGAGAGCCGCCUGGCUGGGACGUCCUGUGAGCUGCAUUGGCUCCUCUCCUCACUGGAAAAGAACGGCUCGUAUUCUGUUAAUAGAGACUUUGAUUACGGGUGCUGUACUCGCAGUAAUCUCAGUGUAUCUUUGCAUAAUCGCCCAAUAUUUUGCCAAUAUAGAUUUGUGGAAUAGACAACUUGCAGUUGCCCAACCACUGAUUUGAACAUAACUACACGAAUUAACAUAAGCCUUCCUCUCGAUCUCACAACAGUAGCAACCUUUUUGAAGUAGCCUAGUUGUGUUUUGAGUGAUUUGACAGAUGGUGCAGUUAUAGUAUGCUGUGGAAGUCAACUGGUAGUUCAUUAGUAGUAAAAUAACACUUGAAGA
Messenger RNA from Rhinichthys klamathensis goyatoka, 1567 nucleotides. It is a transcript of the gene spon2a, whose product is annotated as spondin 2a, extracellular matrix protein. The record is from RefSeq and is a predicted model, not a curated record. Bases 110 to 1114 code for a protein of 334 amino acids. Lineage: Eukaryota; Metazoa; Chordata; Actinopteri; Cypriniformes; Leuciscidae. Gene Ontology annotation, cellular component: extracellular matrix. Gene Ontology annotation, biological process: cell adhesion. The transcript has 6 exons.